Messenger RNA from Eptesicus fuscus (big brown bat), 1138 nucleotides. Its product is annotated as protein FAM228B. The transcript is spliced from 10 exons. The coding region runs from base 84 to 1046 and encodes 320 amino acids. The record is from RefSeq and is a predicted model, not a curated record. NCBI's taxonomy places the organism in Eukaryota, Metazoa, Chordata, Mammalia, Chiroptera, Vespertilionidae.
CCCCGCGCGGGGCGGGGGCGCCGAAGGUCCGGCCGGUCUCGGGAGGCGGAGAGGUGCCCGGGGCUCUGCUAUUGGGGAGCACAAUGAGUAAUUUAGACAGCGAUGACCUGGUCGUUGACAGGACCCUCAGACUCAAGUCCUCCAAAGAAUGGCUGGAGCCGCAGCCCCUGUCUUUUGUGGAGGCAUUUGCCAGAGAAGAUAUUAAUGCAGCUAUUAAAUCAAUAUUAUAUAGAGAAAAUUAUAUAAAUAAGGAAUUAGAUAAGUAUUUACAACAUCAGGACUUCUUAAACACAAGAAGAAAAGAGAUGUUGUACAAAAGAUGGGUUGACCAUGUGGCCGGUCCUCUCCAGAAGAAAAUAAUGGAGAAAGUUUGUUCACAUAAGAAGAUUAAAAAGCGGAGACACCGGGAAUUAGAUACCUUCUUAAAAUACGUCAAUAAAAAGGGAAAUGCAUUUAUAGAGCAUUAUGAUCCAAAGGAGUAUGACCCAUUUUACAGAAACAAAGAGGACCUGAAUUUUCUGAAGGUUACCAUCCCACCAUUUCGUGACCCUUUGAAAAAGGCACAAUAUGACAAAGAUGAAGAAAAAAGAACUCUUCUUCAGUGUGAGACUGGCAAAAUACAUACAAUGAAAGAAUUUAAAGAGGUUGAGAAGGCCAAACUGCAUUGCAGAUUUCCACAACUUUCUAAUUCAAGGUGCUUUAUGACUCCAAAUGAGUGGCUUAAACUGUCUACAAGCUACAUAGAAAGUGACUUUUGUAAAAGGAGCAGGUUGAAGGUGAAAAGCAACUUUAACGUUAGUAGUUUUGAUUUGAAACACGUGGUCAAAAUUCCUCAUCUUCGGGGAUCCCGGGAAGAAGAAAAAGCAGUUCUUUGCAAAAACGAAGGGCUAUGCUUGCUGGAAAAAGGACGGCUCCAUUCUCAGCAGGGAAAGCGUCCAAGUCGCGAGGAGGCCAAGGCUGAAAGGCCCUCCCUGAGCCUCAGCCUGGAGGCAGAGCGGAGGGAAGACCAGGACGCGGUUUUGGCAGCCACGGAGCACACGCCCUGAUCCCUGACGGCCCAGGAGGACGCAGAGGAUGGUUGCUGUGGAGGAAGCCACCUGCCAGCAGAUGUCGUCGGAGUGAGGACCACGGAGGCGCU